This is a messenger RNA of Debaryomyces fabryi, 1020 nucleotides long. RefSeq lists its product as uncharacterized. The transcript has a single exon. Gene Ontology annotation, biological process: glycine import into mitochondrion. Gene Ontology annotation, cellular component: mitochondrion; mitochondrial inner membrane. The record is from RefSeq and is a predicted model, not a curated record. The coding region runs from base 1 to 1020 and encodes 339 amino acids. NCBI's taxonomy places the organism in Eukaryota, Fungi, Ascomycota, Pichiomycetes, Serinales, Debaryomycetaceae. Gene Ontology annotation, molecular function: glycine transmembrane transporter activity.
AUGGUUUCCGAUGUUUCCGAAGUAUCAGAUGCUUCACCGGAAGCUCCACAACAGCAAUUGCCCCCAAAGACUUCGACACAUUUAAUAUCGGGAGCAGUUGCUGGAUUAAUAUCUGCCAUUUCGUUGCAACCAUUUGAUUUGUUAAAAACGAGACUACAACAGCAACAGCGGUCUAAUUUGAAAUAUAGGACAACUAUAUCUAAAGAAUUAAAAAAGUUGACUCAUAUCAAGGACUUGUGGAGAGGUGCUUUGCCUUCUACUUUGAGGACAUCUGUUGGAGCCGGCCUUUAUUUCACAAUAUUGUCAUCUGCUAGAAGUGGAAUAUCAAACUAUAAGGUGGGUUCAGAUAAUGUAUCAGAUACAAGUGUAUUGCCCAAAUUGUCCCCGGUCGAAAAUUUGGCUACUGGUUUUAUUGUUAGAGCCAUAGUAGGUAUUAUUACCAUGCCCAUAACGAUAGUUAAGACAAGAUAUGAAUCCAACAUAUAUAACUACAAUUCUAUGUACGAGGGUUUUGAAAAUAUUUAUCUAGAUGGUAAUCAAAAAGGUAAAGGAUCGUUGAAGAAUUUCUUCAAGGGUUCACUCGCUACUUUAGCCAGAGAUUGUCCGUACGCUGGCUUGUAUGUUUUAUUCUACGAGUCUUUCAAGAAUGAUAUCUUGACGAAGAUAGUGCCUCCAAUAAAUGAAAACGAAAAUGGCCCCAUUACAAGGUCAACCAUUAUAAAUACCAGUGCUGCUAUCUUAGCGGCCUCGGUAUCUACCACCAUUACCGCUCCGUUCGAUGCUAUAAAAACAAGACUUCAAUUGUCUUCUAUUGUAGCUUCCAAGAAGAUGACUUUAUGGUCUGCCACUAAAGAUUUAAUGAGAGAAGAAGGUGGUGUCAAGAACCUUUUUAGAGGUUUGUCGUUAAGAUUUGGAAGAAAGGGUCUUUCAUCUGGUAUAAGUUGGUGCAUUUAUGAAGAAUUAAUUAAAUCUAAUUUUGCCCAAGUUAUUAUAACCAAAUCUGACAAAAAACUUGUAUAA